CAGUCGAUUACUCGAUUACUAAAAUAUUCAAUAGCUGCAGUCCUAGAAUCAAUUAAUAAAUUGAUGUUGCACCCCGCAAAAAUCUUUCGCAACUGCUUAGAAGUGUUUUAGAGGCGUUAAUCAGACAAAUUUUUGUUGUGGGUUUGCAGUGGCAGCGGUGCUCAACAAACACACGGACCACCGGAACCUAUUCACUCAGAGGGCCUGCUGCAGGCGGCAGACUCACUUUGUCUACAUUGGUCAAGACAUUUCAGGCAGUCCUAUCAGUGUGGACGUGGGCAUAUGCAGGUCUCACUGUGGAGGGGCAGCAGCCAGGCCAUCCCUUGAGGCCAGUGCGCUAGACUACACGCAACACGUAUCCAUGUUGGAAUUCCUCAGGAACAAAAAACAGAGGAUGCACAGACCUGUCGGCCAAGCCCAAGUCGGACAGCUUCAGAAAACAUCGCUAUCUUCGUGUAGCGUAAAUCACGCUUGCGAGCCUACGGGCAUGCGUGUGGACAGGGUGCUCCUGUUCGAGGGCCCCCAUGAGGUGGAGGUGAUACAGGAGUGCCACUGCGAGAUUCAGCCAGCUCAAUGCAUGCGUGUACCCUCACUGAGGACCUUUUUCUCAGAGACGCCCUACGAGAGUGUGGUGGAUGUGGGCAGGUGCUCGAGAUCCAAGGGUGUUCCGGAAGGAUUCUCCUGCAUGCCCACCAAAUUUGACUCGGCCUUGGUGGACACGCCCAACAAAGUGAAUGUGAUCCCCACUGUGGCAGCCUGCGAGCUGAAGGAGAGCUGCUACCGUGUCCCUUACGUUGAGUACCACUACGAAAUUGUGCACCAUGGUGACGGCGUCAAGGAGGAAAGACUCAGGGAAGUGGACGUGGGCAGAUGUUUGGGAGGCUGCGCCACAGGAAACCGGUGCCUUCUUAGGAGUCCGUCAGACCCUGAAAUCUGCCACUUGUGGGCCAAGAAACAAUCUAGCUCAUGUGUACCUCAAGGAUAUGAGAGCCACAGCUUCCUGAGCCAGCAUGGCAAGAUUAGCACCAUCCUAUCAAUCACUUCCUGCCACUGCCCAAACUGAACAGCCAUAAAGAGACACAGCCCCCACCUGGAUAGAUCUGCACAUCACAUGCUUGAUA
This is a messenger RNA of Corythoichthys intestinalis (scribbled pipefish), 1121 nucleotides long. It is a transcript of the gene pnhd, whose product is annotated as pinhead. The record is from RefSeq and is a predicted model, not a curated record. NCBI's taxonomy places the organism in Eukaryota, Metazoa, Chordata, Actinopteri, Syngnathiformes, Syngnathidae. The transcript is spliced from 6 exons. The coding region runs from base 362 to 1063 and encodes 233 amino acids.